GAGAGAGGUGCGGUGAACUAAGCAGAAGUUUGAGAAAGUCUGUGUUCGCUACACAGGAAAACCAAGCAAAUUCGUAAAGAUAAAGGGUCACAGGAGUAACCCGAGCUUGCCCGCCUCUUUUGCUUAUCGUGUAUGUGCUUGCUCGUGUGAAUGAGUCUAAACUGGAUGUCUUUGCUCUGUUUCCCAUCAGCGCAAAGUGAGAGCAGAUGGAAAGCUGAGGAGAAGCUGAAAGAAGGAGGAGACAAAGAGGAGGAGACAUACGCUGGACUUUUUGUGGUCUCCGCUUGAAAAAGGAGUGUCUGGAUUGCUCACUAGAUCUACACACACUGCAGUGUCACCGAAGGACGCUUACGGUAAGAAUCCCGACGGUGCGAUGCCAGAGGUCAAGGGUCAGGGAAUCGACAGUCAGUCCUGAAAAGCCCAGGAAGUGAGAUAGUGCUUGUGAGUUUUAAGCAAAGGGUUGAAGGAGUGAGAGGGUUUGGUGUUCAUACACAGCAUGAGGGAGAGUUUUUGUUUUAGUUCCUUACUCUGAGAAAGUUUUGGCUUGGACUUGACAACUUUACUGCACAUCCAAAAUCGAGCUGUGUGUUUUAUUUCCUGAGAAAUGAUGAGCCAUCUUUAAGAGGGAAAUAAGGAAGCCAUGUCCUUCUUUGGCUUAGACUGUACCCGGAGGAAAGAAAUAGAAGUGGAGAGGAAAAUCCGAGCAAACGACAGAGAAUAUAACUUAUCUUUUAAGUAUGCUACGAACUCUAUCAAAACUUCCAAAUACAACGUCUUCACCUUCCUGCCUCUCAACUUGUUUGAGCAGUUUCAGAGGAUCGCCAAUGCUUACUUUCUAUUUCUGUUUAUCCUGCAGAUUAUUCCUGCUAUUUCCUCUCUGCCGUGGUUCACCACCGUUGUGCCUCUGGUGUUAGUGUUGACAGUCACUGCAGCGAAAGAUGCCAUUGAUGAUAUCAAUCGUCACAGAAGUGACAGGCAGGUGAAUAACCGUAAAGUGAACAUACUUCUCAAUGGAAAGCUGAUAAGCGAAAAAUGGAUGAAUGUUCAAGUGGGUGACAUUAUCAAGUUAGAAAACAACCAGUUUGUUACAGCUGAUCUGCUCCUGUUAUCCACCAGUGAACCUCUAAACUUGGUCUACAUUGAGACUGCAGAGCUUGAUGGAGAAACUAACCUAAAGGUGAAGCAGUCUCUCACUGUAACAGGAGACAUGGGCGAUAAUCUGGAGGCUUUGGCUGCAUUCAGUGGAGAGGUGUGUUGUGAACCUCCUAAUAACCGCCUGGAUCGCUUCACGGGCACACUGACAUGUGCCACACAGAAACACUCAUUAGACAAUGACCGGGUCCUGUUGAGGGGCUGCACCAUCCGAAACACAGACUGGUGUUUUGGCCUUGUGCUCUUUGCAGGACCUGAAACCAAGUUAAUGCAAAAUUGUGGGAAAAGCACCUUUAAAAGAACCAGUAUUGACAGACUCAUGAAUGUGCUGGUUCUCUUUAUUUUUGGGCUUCUGGCUCUGAUGUGCAUUAUUCUGGCUGUGGGAAAUGGGAUGUGGGAAUACCAAGAGGGAUCAAAGUUUAAAGUCUUUCUUCUGAGGGAACAGAACACAGCAUUAUCUGCCUUUCUUACAUUCUGGUCUUACAUUAUAAUUCUGAACACUGUGGUGCCCAUCUCACUUUAUGUCAGUAUGGAAGUGAUUCGAUUAGGCAACAGUUACUACAUUAACUGGGACAGAAACAUGUAUCAUGCUCGAUCGAACACGCCGGCCGAAGCCCGAACCACGACCCUCAACGAAGAGCUCGGUCAGAUCAAAUACAUUUUCUCGGACAAGACCGGCACUCUCACUCAGAACAUCAUGACUUUCAACAAGUGCUCCAUCAAUGGGAAAUGUUACGGAGAUGUUAUUGAUCAGUAUAGUGGACAGAGACUGGAGAUCACAGAGGAAAUGACGCCGGUGGAUUUCUCCUUCAACCGGCUCGCAGACCCAAAGUUCCUCUUUUAUGAUCACAGUCUGGUGGAAGCUGUGAAGUUGGAGUUUGAAGAGGUUCAUGCUUUCUUCAGAUUGCUGGCUCUCUGUCACACUGCCAUGGCUGAGGAGAAAAAGGAAGGUGAUCUGGUGUAUCAGGCUCAGUCUCCUGAUGAAGGUGCUUUGGUCACCACUGCACGUAAUUUCGGUUUUGUGUUCCGCUCUCGAAGCCCUGAGACAGUGACAAUAGAAGAGAUGGGGAUUCAGAAAAGCUAUGAGUUGCUGGCCAUUCUGGACUUCAACAACGUACGCAAACGCAUGUCUGUGAUUGUUCGUAAUCCUGAGGGCAAGCUCACUCUGUACUGUAAAGGAGCAGACACCAUUAUAUAUGAGAGACUGGCUCCUUCCUGCAGUAAACUAAUGGAGGCUACCACAGAGCAUCUUAAUGAAUUUGCUGGAGAGGGAUUGAGAACGCUUGUUCUGGCUUAUAAGGAUUUGGAUGAAGAAUAUUUUUCAGAGUGGAAACAGCGCCAACAUGAGGCCAGUGUAGCGCUGGAUGACCGGGAGGAGAAGCUAGACAAAUUAUAUGAAGAGAUAGAAAAAGACAUGCUGAUAAUUGGGGCUUCAGCAAUAGAAGAUAAACUCCAAGAUGGAGUCGCUCACACUAUCGAGCAGCUGGCCAAAGCAGAAAUCAAGAUCUGGGUUCUUACUGGGGACAAACAAGAGACGGCUGAGAACAUCGGUUAUUCCUGUAAUCUACUGCGGGAGGAAAUGAAUGAUGUGUUUAUCAUGUCAGCUAACUCAUCUGAGGAGGUCAGACAGGAGCUGAGGGAUGCCCGUCUAAAGAUGUGUCCUGCUACAGAACAAGCUAAAUUCCUUAAUCCUGAGGUUAUAAUGGGAAACACUCCUGAAGUGGUGCCGGAUGAACAGGCCAAUGGAGAUUAUGGGUUGGUGAUAAAUGGACACAGCCUGGCGUUUGCUCUGGAGAGCAGCAUGGAGGUGGAGUUUUUGCGGACGGCAGGCAUGUGUAAGACCGUGAUCUGCUGUCGGGUGACUCCUCUGCAGAAAGCUCAAGUCGUGGAGCUUGUCAAGAAAUAUAAGAAAGCCGUCACUCUGGCCAUAGGAGACGGAGCCAAUGAUGUUAGCAUGAUUAAAGCGGCCCACAUCGGUGUGGGUAUCAGCGGUCAGGAGGGGAUGCAGGCCGUGCUGUCCAGUGAUUUUUCCUUCGCUCAGUUUCGUUUCCUGCAGCGCCUCCUGUUGGUGCAUGGCCGCUGGUCGUACCUGCGCAUGUGCAAGUUUUUGCGCUACUUCUUCUAUAAGAACUUCACCUUUACCUUUGUGCACUUCUGGUACGCAUUUUUUUGCGGCUUUUCUGCUCAGACAGUAUAUGAUGAAGGCUUCAUCACUUUAUAUAACUUAGUUUACACCGCCCUGCCUGUUCUGGGAAUGAGUCUGUUUGACCAGGAUGUGAAUGCGGAGUGGAGUCUUGAGUUUCCUCAGCUGUAUGUGCCGGGCCAAUUGAGUAUGUACUUCAGUAAGCGUGCUUUCAUAAUGUGCGCGCUUCACAGCUUUUACAGCUCUUUAGUUUUGUUCUUCGUGCCUUAUGCCGCCAUGUACAACACAGCUAGAAACGACGGAAGGGAAGAUGGAGAUUAUCAGUCAUUCGCACUGAUAACUCAGACAUGCCUCACCGUCACUGUGUGUGUGCAGCUGAGCCUGGACCUUUCAUACUGGACUGUUGUUAACCAUCUCUUUGUCUGGGGAAGUUUGGGAAUGUUUUUCAUAAUGACCUUCUCCAUGUAUACCGAUGGACUUUUCCAGUUACAUCCACCAUCUUUUGCAUUCGUAGGAACUGCCCGCAAUUGUCUUAAUCAAUCCAAUGUUUGGUUGACUGUCGCAUUGACGGCUACAUUGUGUGUUCUGCCUGUGCUUGCUUAUCGAUUCCUGUACAAUCAGAUCUCUCCUACUAUGAAUGACAAGGUGAGGUAUAAGGUUCAUCAAUUUAAGGGACCUGCACCCCGUCCGCGCCGCACUAAGCUCGUCCGCAGGAGCACGCGUCGGUCCGGUUACGCCUUUUCACACGCCCAAGGUUACGGCGCCCUCGUUACCUCUCGCAGAUUUCUGCGCCGCUCUGCGCCUGUACGUUCUGCAGGAUUCACUCCCACGGGACGUUCUCCUGGGUUCAAGCCCACAGGUCGAUCUGCAGGGUACAGUCCGGCUGGGCGAGAACAGAACCCAAAACAAAAAGUGGAACCCACAUCACUGCAAGUGUUCCGGGCGGUUAAAGACUCUUCUUUCUGAGGCUGGAUUUGCGGGGAACUAUUAAGCCAGAUCUAGAACCACCAAACCACUUGAACUCAUGGGGAAGAUUGCACAGCCGCUGUGAUUCAUGUUAAAAUGUAUAGAAAUAUGUACGCACACUAAGAACAAUGGACUUUAUAUGCAAAUGUACGAAACCAGGGCCAGUGCAGAGCCACUUCUAUCUGUUAGUCCCUAUGUUACGCUCAAUGCAUAUGUGGUUUAUAGCAAAGACGACGUCUGGAAGUACUCGUGUUGAAGGACAGAUGAGUGCAGCAGACAUAAGGGACUGUAGGAAAGCAGAAACUUAAAAAAAGAGGGCACGCAAAGUGAUGUCAGAAAGGAAGUUAAAAUAGAGAAAGGCACUGUAUACAUUGUUCAGAUAUUAUGUUCAUGAAUAGUCUUUAAAGGAGCAUUUCACCCGUAGAAGCAUUAAUCUUUAUUGAAAAUGUGUCAUAUUUGUAGUCGAAAUGUAACAUACAGAAAUAUUAUGCAUGACCAUUCAAAAACAUUUCUGGGGUUCUAACUAUACAAAGCUUAAUGCAAAUGGGUGAAGUGUCCCUUUAAACAAGAGUCAUGAUUUCAUGUGAAACAUCAUUUCAUUUAUUCAAAAAACAAUGUCAUAUUUGGGAUACUCAUGCUGUGUGAUUAUUUUGAAUUGGGUGACAAUAACAACAGAAUUAAAGUUUAUAUACUCUGCAGUUUAAGGAUUUCACCAUAUAAUAAUUUUAAACAAUGCGUAAAACUCAGUAUUGCAGGAUGUCAUUCAGAGGAAGGCUUUGUAUCGACAAGAAUCUCACAAUAUACGUCCUGUUUUGAUACAAUUUGUUUCGAUACGUUAUGAUACUGUAAAUUGAUAUGAACGGUGUAUUGGGAUAUUCCCUUUUCGGGAAUAUAAUAGGAUAUCAUUUAAGGAAAGCUGCCAUUGAGAACACACCACCAUAUGUAAACUUUUGCAAAAACAUUUGUGUUGUGCCCCCAUGCUAGUACUUCCUGUCACUGUUUAAAUUCAGAGAUAAGAAGAAUGCUAUCUAGUGGUCGGGAUGUAAACUCCAAACAAAGUAACUGCCACGAAUCUUGUCAGAUUUAUAUUACAAAUACAAAAUCUUAAAAAAAAAAAUAUAUAUAUA
Molecule: messenger RNA, 5388 nt
Organism: Paramisgurnus dabryanus
Lineage: Eukaryota; Metazoa; Chordata; Actinopteri; Cypriniformes; Cobitidae
Gene: atp8b5a
Product: ATPase phospholipid transporting 8B5a
Biological process (GO): Golgi organization; phospholipid translocation
Cellular component (GO): trans-Golgi network; plasma membrane
Molecular function (GO): magnesium ion binding; ATP binding; ATP hydrolysis activity
Source: RefSeq, a predicted model, not a curated record